AUGGCAGCAACUAGCAAGUACAUGCGUGCGAUUGAUAUCCGUGGCAGCUCCGGUCCUGCCACUGCUCUCUUUAUUAACAAAGAGGUAUUAAGGCCCACACCAGGUCCCGAUGAAUGCCUCGUUCGGGUGCAUGCCUUUGGUCUCAACCGGGGCGACAUCGUGCAGCGUCAAGGACUGUACCCAACACCGCCCACUGCACCCAAAACUCUUGGAUUAGAGUUCAGUGGCGUUGUUGUAAGUGUUGGUAAAGCAGCAGGAGAAUGGUGGGGUGUGGGUGCUGAGGUGUUUGGCCUUGUAUACGGGGGCGCGUACGCAGAGUACGUCGUUGCGCACAAGAACCUGUUGAUUGCAAAGCCCGCAAAAUUGAGCUGGGCCAUGGCGGGCGGCAUGUGUGAGUCCUGGUUCACAGCACUACAGGCACUACACAUGGUUGUUGGUGAAGAGCUUUCUUCGAAGCGGUCCAUUCUCUGGAAUGCUGGUGCAUCGACAAUCUCAAUAUGCGGUAUCCAGAUAUCACUUGCCAUGGGCCUCAAAGUUUUCGCAACAACAAGGCAAGACUCAAAGAAGAGCUUUUGCAUCAAGGAGUUGGGGUGCACAGGUGCGAUCAAUACGCGCGAUUUUCCGGAGCCCAAAGCGUGGGUUGAUGAGAUUAGACGGAUGAAUGACGGCGAGGGCAUCGACGUCAUAAUCGAUUUCAUCGGCGGUUCGUGCUUCACCUCACUACUCGACCUGGCUGCUCGUGAUGGUAGGAUCGUCAAUCUCGGCCUGCUGGGAGGUGCAAGGACGGAGCCCAUGGCAAUUGACAUAAGCCCGUUCGUUAUGAAAAGACUACGCUAUGAAGGAAGCACGUUGAGAAGCCGCGAUGUCGAGUAUCAAGCAAAAAUACGGGCAUUGUUUGAAUCUAUCGUCCUUCCGAAGAUAUUGGACGGAGGUUUCAACCAUCACAUUGAGGAACCGUUCAACUGGGAGGACAUUGUAGCGGCUCAUGAGCUGAUAGAAAGCAAUAAGACAAUGGGGAAGAUUGUUUGUGACAUCGACUGGUAA
Molecule: messenger RNA, 1044 nt
Organism: Bipolaris oryzae ATCC 44560
Lineage: Eukaryota; Fungi; Ascomycota; Dothideomycetes; Pleosporales; Pleosporaceae
Exons: 2
Coding region: 1-1044 (347 amino acids)
Molecular function (GO): oxidoreductase activity
Source: RefSeq, a predicted model, not a curated record